UUUCCAUCCCGGACGAAGGUAACAGGUUGCUCCGACGCCGCACAAUGAACUUCUUUCUACGUCAAUUUGCGAUUAUUUCCUCCGUGUUUUCGGAUGUAAGUGCGUGAGAAUACACCCCCAAUUUUCCCUUCGAAAAGCAACAUCAGUGACGCAGACGAGCAGGGAACACGGCAAGAGUACGAGUGUUGACAUCAUGAACACAUCAUCCUCUGGGCGCAGGACUCCAGUGGACCACGGCGUCCAGAUCCGCUUCAUCAAUGACCUGCACGACUCCCGAGGAUUUGGCGGAGGACAGCCUGGGCCUCAAACCAAGCCCAAGUCUCAGACAUCCUCCAAAUAUGGUGUCGCAGUCCGGGUUCAGGGCAUCGCCGGACAACCGUACGUUGUUCUGAAAGACGGCAAGAAGGGGGACUCGUACGGCGUUCAGCUCAAGACUCAGUCCAAUUCUGGCUACAGUAGCCUCCCCCGCAGGAGGGAGAGGGGCGAGCUAGCAGUGCAGGGGGCAGAUGAUGAUGAUGAUGAGGGCCGCGGAGGCGCGCUACGCAGAGCCCAAUCCCACGGAUCCCUCCUGGACAGAGACGGGGAGGGAGGGGCCGGCGAUCGGGAGUUUCAGCUGUCUAGACCUCCAGGGGAUGGCAAAUCCGGCAGCUACGGCAAUCUGGACAGCGGUCUGGGAGUGCGAGGAGAAAGAGAACCGGCUCACAAUAUGUGGAAUGGUUCAUAUAAGGCUAAAUUGAAUGGCUCAGUGGGUUCGCUGAGUGAGAGAAGGCACUUCUCCAGCCCGCCUCAGCAGGCACCCGCAGCCAACCACCCGGUCAACAGGUUUGACCACAACAGGGGCCACCAAGGUCAGCAGCGAGGCUUAUCGCCUUCCCAGGAUGCUCGAGCCAACCACUACGCUUCGCCCUCGUCCUCAACUCACAGCAGCCCGGGACGCAGCCACAACGUUCCCGGGAGCGCCGCCGCACGCUCGGUUCAUCAGCAGCCGUCACCGGGCAGAUACGUUGCCGUGGAGACAGAGCCACGAGUGACCCCUGACCUUUUGCUGGAUCAGAGUGCGGAGAUGAGCCGAGAGGAGGAGCAGAUCAUGAAGACCAUAUAUAGCAUCCUCAGAGAAGGGACCAAUGAGAGUGAUGUUGCCAUCAAGCACAAAGUCAAGAUGAUCCGUGAGAGGAUUCAGAACCUUCAGCAUAAAGAAACACCCUUGGAAUUGAUGAGAGAAAAGAGGGUGCUUGAGAAGAAGGUGGCGGAGCUGCAGAGUGCCAUCCAGGAGGCCCGAAGGGGCUCUCUUAGCCGAUCCGAUAAAGCUUUGAAAGCUGAGCUGGACUCCUGCGUGGAUGCAAAUCUGGAACUGGAGGAAACGCUGGCCCGGAUGAAGAAAGAACUCAAUGAAACCCAGUCUGAACUGACGCAACUGCGUAUCGAAAGAGAGAAUGCAGAGGCUCGUGCCAGAGGGAUGGAGGACCAGCUGGCCGGGCUCCAAGAUGAACUGAGAAGAGAAAAUGGCAACAAGACGGACGUGGUGACUCUGGAGGCCGAGUUGAUGGAGGUCUGUUGCGUGAAGCAGAAACUGGAAGAGACGCUGCGCCAGCGUGAGAGGGAGCUGACGGCACUAAAGGGAGCGCUGAAGGAUGAGGUGGCCACGCAUGACAAGGAGAUCGAGGCGCUCCGAGAGCAGUACAAUGUGGACGUGGAGAAACUCAGGAGCAGCAUGGAGCAGGUGUCUCAGACUCACGCUGGGAUCGAGGCUGAGCGCUUGCGUGUCAAUUCGUCAGUGCGUACUCUCCAGCAGCAGUUGGAGGACUGCAGGGAUGAGAGCAGCCACUGGAUGGAGCAGUAUCACAAAACCAGGGACGAACUUCGCUCUACAAAGCAAGAACUCCUCCAAACCCGACUGGAGAAAGACGAGAGUGAGGAGGAGCUGAAGGAACUCCAGGACAAAGUGAAUACUAUGAAGCAGAAGAUGCCUGACCCCAACCACACACAGACUCUAAACCAGGAGCUUGAGCGACGCAGUGCUGAUCUGCAGAAGGUAAAGUCAGAAGUGGAGAAGCAGAAGACGGAAUUCGACAAAAAGGUGAUGGAGAUCAUCUCGGUAAAAAAAGCUCAUCAGGAGCAAGAGGCAGAACUCAGGUACGAGAUUGACCGGCUAAAAAACCAGCUGCAAAAGGCCAAGGAUGAUUUUGCCAAGGUCCAGGAGAAAAACAAAAAGCUCCCAGACCCAGCCAGCUUCUCAGAACUGCAGCAGAAGCUCAGUGAAGCACAAAAUGAAUUCAGCCAGCUCAAAGAGAAACUGUCAUCGGCUGAGGAUGAACUUGAGGCCAGUCAAGCCCGCUUGAGUAGGUCUCAGGCGGACCUUAAGUCUUUUGAAGAUACCCAGAAGGAACAGACUGAGUCCCAUACACGUCUCAAAGAGAAACUGUCUCGGUUAGAGGCUCAACUGCUUGCCAGCAAUGCGCAGAGCUCAGAAGCCGAGCUCGCCCUCCACAACGAGGUGAGAGGUCUGAGAACUGAGCUGGAUGAGGCGAAGCGCAAAACCUCCCGCCUGACACAAGAGCACCGUGAACUCAGCCAGCGUGCGGAGGAUGCUGAGAGGGAGAAGGAGGCACACAAACAGACCAUCGACCAGAUGGAGGAGCUCAAACGACAGCAGGAGAGAGCUCUGGAGAAAAUCAACAAAGAGUUUGAGUCUCUCACCAUGUCCUCAAGAGCCCAAGUGCAGGAUCUCAAGGUUCAACUAGAGGAGCAGAGAGAGCGCACACGCAAGGAAAUUCAGGAGGUACAGCGUCAGGGUAGCGACGCUCAAACCGAACUGGACAGAAGUCACACAAAUGUGAGGCGACUGGAGGAGGAGCUGUCACGACAGAAGAAGGAGCUCCUGCUCGCAUGCGAGGAGAGGGACAACCACCAGCUGGAUAAAGAGAUGCUCACCAACAGACUGCGCCACCUCGAGGCAGCGGAGGAGGCGGGCAAGAACGGCCUCAACGAGAAAACCAGGGAGAUUCGUAUCCUGGAGGACAAGUUGAAGCGCUUAGAGCUGGAGCUGGAGGAGGAAAGGAGCGGCACGGAGAUGUUGACGGAGCGCGUGUCCAGAAGCAGAGACCAGAUUGACCAGCUGCGUUCUGAGCUCACGCAGGAACGCUCAUCCAAACAGGACCUCGAGUUGGACAAGAACGCCAUGGAAAGACAUCUCAAGGAGUUAAGGGGUCGUGUCGCCGACAUGGAGGGCCAGUCUCGCUCGUCAGCUGGGGCCUCUCAAUUGGAGAGCAAAAUCCAGGAGCUCGAGGAACGUCUCCGCACUGAGGACAGGGAGAAGAAUUCAGCUUUGGCGUCGCAGCGCCGUCUGGAGAGGAAGCUUAAAGAGCUCAACAUGGUGAUGGAUGAGGAGAGAGAAACACACACUGAACAGAAAGACCAGCUUUCUCUCAAAGUGAAGGCUCUGAAGAGACAGGUGGACGAAGGCGAGACGGAAUUGGAGAGGAUAGACACAUUGAGGAGGAAGGCUCAGAGAGACUUGGAGGAGCAGAUGGAGCAGAAAGAAGCCUUGCAGGCACGGGUCACCACUUUGGAGACGGAACUCAAACGGAAGAGCAAGGCCCCGAUGCGGUCCGCUUUGGAUUCGUCUGCUCUUAGCUCAGAUGAUGACGACGACAGCAUUUACGACACGUCCACGAUCGCGUCCAUCCUAAAUCAGGGCAACCUCCAGACCAGCUCCUGUUGAAAGCAGCGUAACACAACAUUUAGACGAGUUCUGAGGGAAGUAUGGUUGCACUAAAGACCAGGAGGGAGUGUUAUGGAGGUUAGUGGGGUGACCGUCCUCCACAUGGGAAUGAAUUGAAGGAAGCCAAACUUCCCGUGUUCAAAGCGGUUUCCUUCACAGCAUACGUAUGUAUGCAAGCAAUAUUUGGCACAGACGUAGACUGAAUAUGAACCCUGAGUGCUGUUGCUGCUCCACUAUUUUUUUUUCUUUGUCUACUUGUCUUCAUUUUAACAGAAAAUAACAACCAGUGCUGCACUUUUUUCUAUGCAUUCCUUUUAAAUAAGGUCACAGACUACACAAUGCCUUAAAAUUGAGAUCAUGAUCAGGACAAUUUUUGUCAAUGUUUGUAUUGAACAUGCCCUCGUUGUACUUGUUAAGUCUUCAUUUUGUAUCCACUUUGAACAAAUUAGCACAGAAGGACAUUUGCUGCAAUGUAUUGUUUAUUUUGUACGUCAAAGUCAAGUGGGAUAUUCAUAGGUUUGUUGUACUUUAAUUUGCGGGUGUUCGAAAUGCAUCACAAUGCUGUUAUUGCUGUUGGGACAAAUAUUUCACAAUUUUGAUCUUUUUUGUAAAAAAAAAAAAAUCUUCAUUCACAAAAAAAUUGUUUGGCAUUUUUCAUGAUGUAAUAGCGGUGAUUGUGUGUAUUGCGGGACAUUUUUUGCAUAUUUGACGAAAUUAUACAUCCACUUAUGGAACUCACUCCUCCAUGAGGGAUGUGUCAGCUUUUUAGGAAGUGCUCACUCACAGUGCACUAAACAUAAAAAAAGUUGAAAGCAUGAGGCAAGAAGAUUGAGAAUUUCUGUAAUUAACUCCCCCAAAAAGGACUCCCACAACUUUCUGGACUAGGAAACACUGCCGACAAAUAACGGACAACCUCAAAAAAUGCAUUGAAGUGCAAAUUGAACAUAUUAACCACGAAGAUUAUAGCAUGAGAACAAAAAUAUCAAACUCCAUAAUGCACAAUGCUAAUAAAAUAGCCUUCACCGUGGCAACCGCACGCCCCCUUCGCUGGUGGUAUGUGUAAAAUGGGUGGACCAGCCGGGACAGCCAUUUGUCAGCAAAUGAUGACCAAGGAGCUGAAAUUAGACAGCGGCAGUGUGAGAUGGCAGCUAAGAAUUCCUCAUACAUCAUUUUUAUUAUUUACAGUUUUUCAGUUUCAACAAACAGUGGUGAGCCUCUUUUAUACAGGACUUCUAUUGUAGAAUGUGAAUAAAAACAUGCAACCACUUCUCUG
Messenger RNA from Hippocampus zosterae (dwarf seahorse), 4994 nucleotides. It is a transcript of the gene cgna, whose product is annotated as cingulin. The record is from RefSeq and is a predicted model, not a curated record. Bases 194 to 3721 code for a protein of 1175 amino acids. The transcript is spliced from 20 exons. Gene Ontology annotation, cellular component: myosin complex. NCBI's taxonomy places the organism in Eukaryota, Metazoa, Chordata, Actinopteri, Syngnathiformes, Syngnathidae.